Messenger RNA from Heterobasidion irregulare TC 32-1, 1821 nucleotides. RefSeq lists its product as uncharacterized. NCBI's taxonomy places the organism in Eukaryota, Fungi, Basidiomycota, Agaricomycetes, Russulales, Bondarzewiaceae. The record is from RefSeq and is a predicted model, not a curated record. Bases 1 to 1821 code for a protein of 606 amino acids. The transcript has 10 exons.
AUGACGCUCACGGGCGACACUCGCAAGCCCUAUGGCGGGUCCUCGCGCUCCCUCGUCCUCGCCUUCGAUCUCGGCACAACCUUCAGCGGCGUCUCCUACGCCAUCCUCGAGCCCGGCGAGGUCCCCAAAAUACACGGCGUCACCCGCUUUCCGGGCCAGGAGCACGUCGCGGGCAACUCCAAGAUCCCCACCCUCAUGUACUACGACAAACACGGCAAGAUGACCGCCGCGGGCGCAGAGGCCGACACCGCCGCAAUGGCAGACCUCGCCGAGGACGACGGCUGGCUCAAGGCAGAACUGUUCAAGCUGCGCCUCCGCCCAAAGACGAUGGCGCUCAAGAUGAACGGCAUGCGCCUCCCCGCCCUCCCGCGCGGCAAGAGCUCCGUGCACGUCUUUGGCGAUUUCCUCGGCUACCUCUUUCGCUGCACGCGCAGCUUCAUCGUCGACACCCACGCGAACGGCGGCGCGAUGUGGCGCGCGGUCGAGAACGACCUGCAGUUCGUGCUCAGCCACCCGAACGGCUGGGAGGGCGCCCAGCAGACCAAGAUGCGCCGCGCGGCCGUGUACGGCGGCCUCAUCCCCGACACGGACGCGGGCAAGGCCCGCAUCCGCUUCGUCACGGAGGGCGAGGCGAGCCUCCACGCGUGCGUCCUCAACGGGCUCGCAAACGACGUGCUCUCGAACCCCUCGGGCCACGGGUUCCUCGUCGCCGACGCCGGGGGCGGCACCCUCGACAUCUCGUCGUACGCGAUCCGCGGAACCUCGCCGCUGGUGAUGGAGGAGAUCGCGCCGCCGGACUGUGUGUUCGCCGGAUCGGUCUUCGUGAGCCGCAGGGCCCGCGAGUUCUUCGAAGAGAAGCUGCGCCACUCCAAAUACGGCGCACCCGAAACCCUCGACCACAUCGCCAAACGCUUCGACGAGACCACAAAGCGCUUGUUCCGCGACCGAAACGACCUCCAGUUCGUCCCCUUUGGCUCUCCCCUCGACAAGGACCUCUCCGUCGGCAUUCGCGCGGGCGCGCUCAAGCUGACCGGAAACGAGGUCGCCGCCUUGUACGAGCCAUCGGUGGAGGCCGCCGUCAUCUCCAUAAAGUCUCAAAUCGAGGCCACAAAGGGCUUCGUCAAGUCCGUGUGGCUCGUGGGCGGCUUUGCGGCAAGUCCCUGGCUCUUCAGCCAGCUUCAAGAGCGCCUCAGCCCUCUGGGCGUGACCGUCAGCCGCCCGGACAGUCAGACCUCAAAGGCAGUCGCCGAUGGCGCGAUUGGAUUUUACUGCGACCAUCACGUCUCUGCGCGCAUGUCCAAGUUCAUGUACGGUGUAGAAUACUUGCGUGAGUUUGACCCACAGGAUCCAGACCACGCGGCACGGAAGGACAGGCUGUGCGAGUUGCCGUCUGGCCCGCGCUUGCUGCCGGAUGCCUUUGACUGCAUUCUCUCCAGAAGCGUCCGAGUGAAGGAGUCGACCGUGUUCAGCCGGAAGUACUGCACCGAGGUCACCAGCCUGUCGACGCUGUCCGUGUUCGAGGUGGAGGUCUGGUGCUUCCGCGGCGGGGACAUGGUCCCCAAGUGGAUCCUCCGCAAGGACGAGAGCUUCUCGACGCUCUGCGUCGUCCAGGCGGACCUGUCGCCCCUGAGCGGGAGCGCGCAGCCGAAGCAUGGCAAGAACGGGAAGACGUAUUGGACGAUCGUGUUUAGCGUCGAGAUUCAUUUUGGGCUGACGGAGUUCAAGGCCAGGAUCAAGUGGGUGGAUAACGUGAGUGUCUCUUCGCCGCCUGGUAUCCGGGAUUUCGCUGAGCGCCGCGGUUCCCAGGGAACGACGCGAUAG